AAUUAGCAUGUCGGCUGAGAUUCGUUAGGCAAAAAUUUAGUUGUUGUACGCUCUGCCUGUGGCUCACAUGGGACUUCUGUUUUCAAUUUCUACAACUUGCUGUUGGCGUUACCCUCCAGUUUUCAAUAUGGAUCAAGGAACGCGUCAUACAAGAUUCCAGGAUCGAAUCCAGCCAAUAAGAGAGCGCGUGGAGCCACGAAACCCAUACUGAACCCAAAUGCCUCCACUACAAAAGACAUCCACAAAAAAGAGACAUCUGAAAGGAGUGGUGUAGGCUGUUCAGUUAAAAUAUUAUAACUCUCUUCACAGAAACAAACGCGCAAGCAGACCAAAUGGCAUGGGCUCUGCUCUCCCCUCUCCCACCUUCUCUAACAGCUUAUGCCGCCAAAAUGAAGAACACAAACUACAGAAGAAGAGCAACUACAAUUAUACUAAACACCACAAACAGUGAAGGCGGCAAAAACAAAGGUAAAGAUGAUGCCCCAGCAUUUAAUCCUUUUGGUUUUGUCACAGAUAAUCCUUCCAGCCGUAGUGCCAUCCAGCUCCCUGAGAGCCCUGCGGAGGACGGCAAUGUUGGCCAAAUGCUUUAUAGGAUCGAGGACAAGGGAAAGGAAUAUGGUUCAUAUGUAAAAUCCGGGAAGUUUACGUGGUUUGUUAGAGAAACUGGAUCACCUGAGAGCCAAAAGGGAACAAUUGUCUUUCUACAUGGUGCUCCUACUCAAUCUUAUAGCUAUCGAGUUGUCAUGUCACAGAUGUCAGAUUAUGGGUUCCACUGCUUUGCACCUGACUGGAUAGGGUUUGGUUUCAGUGACAAGCCACAGCCAGGAUAUGGUUUUGAUUAUACAGAGAAGGAGUUCCACGAGGCACUUGAUGCAUUACUUGAAGUUCUGGACAUUAAAUCUCCAUUCUUUCUUGUUGUUCAGGGUUUUCUUGUAGGUUCAUAUGGAUUGACAUGGGCCCUGAAAAACAAGAGCAAGAUAUCAAGGAUUGCAAUUUUGAAUAGUCCACUGACAGUUUCAUCUCCCGUCCCUCGGCUAUUUCAACAGCUAAGAAUUCCUUUCUAUGGAGAAUUUACCUCCCAAAAUGCUAUUAUGGCUGAACGCUUUAUUGAAGCAGGUAGCCCUUAUGUCCUGAAGACAGAAAAGGCUGACGUUUACCGGUUACCAUAUUUGGCAAGCAGUGGACCAGGAUUUGCUCUCCUCGAGGCUGCAAGAAAGAUUAAUUUCAGAGAUAUUUCAAGCCAAAUAGCCGAUGGCUUUGCAACUGAAAGAUGGGAUAAACCAAUACUUCUUGCUUGGGGAAUAGUAGACAAAUAUUUGCCUCAAUCUGUUGCAGAAGAGUUUCAGAAACGAAAUCCUGAUAUUGUUAAGCUGAAGUUGAUAGAAGGUGCUGGCCAUAUGCCACAGGAAGACUGGCCUGAGAAAGUUGUGGAUGCUCUGAGAUUAUUCUUUUAAAUUCAGCACAUGAAUUAACAAUGUGAUUAUGUAGCUGCGCAACCGUUAAUUUUCAGUUGCAGUUCUAUUUGGCUGAGAUCAUACACAAGGAGACUCUGAGCAGCAAUCCGACCACAGCAAAGAUGACCAUGAAAAUCGAGAGAAAUUGAGAGAAAAUACCUUAAUUACAUUUUCUUUUUCUUUGAGAAUGCAUGUCUGUAACUGUACUGCAACUAUUUUGGACAUCUGAGAGACAGCAGAAAUACCCUAGGUCUCAAAAUUCAGUACUCGAGUAAAUUGCAACUGAAGAGAGGCAGAUACAGAAGCCCUAAACUCUACUAGACUAGUUACCAGAUGCUGCAGCUGCAUUUGUAUUUUGGGAUCACUAGCCGACACUAACAUAUUGGAACUGGCAUGAUUGCCGAGUAGUUUUAUAAAUCAUUGAUUUCACCUGUUCUGUAAUUAAUGGCACAGCCAUGAACCCCGCUGAAAUUAAAUUUAACUGGGAUACUUCUGGCUUGCGGCUUUCGCAUGAUG
Messenger RNA from Manihot esculenta (cassava), 1970 nucleotides. RefSeq names its product cis-3-alkyl-4-alkyloxetan-2-one decarboxylase. NCBI's taxonomy places the organism in Eukaryota, Viridiplantae, Streptophyta, Magnoliopsida, Malpighiales, Euphorbiaceae. The transcript is spliced from 13 exons. Gene Ontology annotation, molecular function: catalytic activity. Bases 333 to 1454 code for a protein of 373 amino acids. Gene Ontology annotation, cellular component: chloroplast. The record is from RefSeq and is a predicted model, not a curated record.